AUGUUUGUGGUUGCACAGGGUACGGCUUACCCAACUACAGCUAAGACCACAAUAGUGCAUAAUCAGCCGGUGUUACCUAACCAUGUCAAAGUCAUGGUAGAUGAAGUGGUUAUUGGUGCAGAGGAUUGUCCUCUCCCCGUGCCAGUGUUGCAGUAUAAGACUUUGAAUGAUGUUGUUGGUACUUACACACAAUGGCCUAUUCAUUUAGUUCUGUUGGACGAGGCAAAUGUCAAAAUAAGGUCACCAAGACAAAAUAAGCCCAUAAAAGACCCAAGUGUUGAUCUAUCUACUGCUGCUACUCGUAGACUUGGCCAAAUUGUAGGUGAAAAUGUGUUUAUGCUUUUGGGGAAAAACUGCAAGCGGCUAGUCAAGACCUUGACAUCAUUUCCUGGUGACAAGGAAUACCUUGAUGUGGAUUUGGACCCGACAGUCUUCCAUCAUGGAAAUGUCAAUGGUGUUUUUGUGAUGUUAGAGGACAUCAAGGAUUUGCUAACAAUGAAUUGGUUAGAUGUCUCGGUUAUACAAGUGUUUAUGAUGUUUUUGAAUAGUCUGUGUAAGCAGUAUGGAGUAGCAUCGAUUGGGUUUGCAUGUCCAACACAAAUUUCAGCGGAUAUGGUCAACAAAAAUCCUGAAACUAUUACAUCAUAUUUGAUUCAUGUUAUGGACACACAUAAGGAUCAACAAUUCAUAUUGGCACCGUAUCAUCAAGAGAAUCAUUGGUUGUUGAUCGUGAUUUGCAUCAACUUAAAAACGGUGUAUGUAUUUGAUCCUUUGAAAUGUGGGCGCACUCUUGAAGUCAAACCUAGUAUGAAUAUGGCAUUUCGAUCCGUUCCAACAAAUGGACGGGGUGUUAGAAGUAUGACUUGGAAGGAAUGCAAGUGUCCACAACAACCCGGAGGUUUUGAAUGUGGAUACUACACAAUGCGAUUCAUGUGUGAUAUCGUUACCAAGUGUUCAAUGCUUGAUCGUUUAGAUACGGCAUUGGAAGAUACCACAUACUCAAUGAAUGAAAUAGAAGAAGUUCGAGAGUUGUGGGCAAAAUAUUUUCUAGAAGAGUGCGUUUAG
Messenger RNA from Ipomoea triloba (trilobed morning glory), 1065 nucleotides. RefSeq lists its product as uncharacterized. Gene Ontology annotation, molecular function: cysteine-type peptidase activity. The transcript has 7 exons. The record is from RefSeq and is a predicted model, not a curated record. NCBI's taxonomy places the organism in Eukaryota, Viridiplantae, Streptophyta, Magnoliopsida, Solanales, Convolvulaceae. Bases 1 to 1065 code for a protein of 354 amino acids. Gene Ontology annotation, biological process: proteolysis.